AUGGAUCCCCAGAACCGAGGAGCAACCGGAGGAGGAGCUAGUAGCGCCAGCAGGUUCCUGGGCUACAGCCGCCUCGCCAGGCCUCGCUCCAUGCGAGCCUGCCGCGUUCGUUCUCUCAAGCCGUUGCCGGACAGUUUCUCCAGGACGCCAGCAGCAGUGGAGAGCCCGAGUGCGAUGGUGGUGGCGGCCGAGACAGGAGUAAAAAACCCGCUACCACUGCUGCGGCUGCGGCUGCCGCUGCCGCUGCUGCUGCCAAGCAUGGUGAUUCUUUCAUUCGUGUUUCUUCUUUCCAUUCUGAAUGCUUGGCUUUCAGCUGGCUCGUUUCGCAAGAGAAGGUACCAGAACGAUCCUCCCUUUACUGCUCGACAAGGAGGAGGAGGAGCUCGCGGCUCGUCGUCCAAGCGGAAGAAAUCCCCGGAUGACGCUGGAAGUGCCGACGAUAUGUCGCAAGGAUCUCUGGAUAAUAUGAUGAGCAUCGACUUCGAAGCCAAGGCGGCAACGCCAACACCAUCAUCGGCCAGUGGAUCAUCGUCUCCUCGAAAAACAGUAAAACUCAGCAUCAAAUCCUUCACGGUUCCAGAGCUUCUCAUCGACAUGCCAGAGUCUGCAACUGUAGCCAGCCUCAAGAAAGCUGUGCUGGAUGCAACGAUGAACCUGCUGGGUGGUGGCCUGAGAAUUCGUGUUUUCCUCCACGGCAAGAGAGUCCCUGACGAGGAAGCCACACUGGCUCAAGUCGGGCUUUCCGCUCAGGCUGGAAAGAGCGGCUCUCUGGGAUUUAUGUUGGAGCCAGCAUCCUCUUCCAACUCCGAGGAUGCUCUCCUCGGACUCUCUCAAGCAGCCAGCCAGCCAGGAACUUGGCACCCGACUUUGGCCGUGAGCACGGACGGGAGCUGGGCCGUGGUAGAAGGCCAAGAGAAAAUGGAAGACGCUGUGAUUGAGACAGAUGCUCGGCUCGCAUGCUCGCUGGUUUCGGGUGGUGGUGGUGAUGGACAGGCACAGAUAAAUGCCAAAUGGACUGGUACAACAACACACCUGCUUUGUUUAGACGGAUGCCAUAAAAACAAUCUGAGAACAUAUAAAGCAACACGGGUGACAGCGGCUGGGGGUAUGACCUUUCAUUUACAGCACACAAGAACAAGGAACAAAAGAACGAACAAAAACCAAGAAAGGAUAACAAUUCACAGGCUCUUUUCUUUGUUUCUCUCGUGAGAGUGAGUGAUCGUUCUCUCCAUCUUCUUCUUCUUCCAGAUGUCGAGCAAGCAGGAGCCAUCGUCCAGCAUCCGACACUAGGAGGGGACAACUCGUCGCAGAGCCUGGCUAUGGUUUCGUUGCGGCAGAAGCAGCUCACCAUCGAAGGCACCAAGCGCAGGAUACGAAGGCCCUUUACAAUCUCUGAGGUGGAAGCUCUUGUCUACGCCGUGGAAAAGCUCGGCCUUGGAAGAUGGCGUGACGUGAAGCUGUGGGCUUUCGAUCAAGCCAAGCACCGGACUUACGUCGACUUGAAGGACAAGUGGAAGACUCUAGUUCACACGGCACGGAUUGCGCCGCACCAACGCAGGGGCGAGCCCGUCCCUCAGGAGCUACUCGAGAGGGUGAUACGAGCUCAAAACUACUGGACGGCGAGGCAGGCAAAGCAGCAAGCCGAGCUCGAUUUCUAGACAUUCUUUCUCCCAUUUUGAUUUAUCUUAUAUUUCUAUACUGCACAGCUCCACAGCUAAACAGCUAAGCUCGCUCGCAAAGUUUUUGCAAGCAGUUGUGCAUGCGGUUGUAAGAGGCCGAGCAGCGGUUUAACUGAAACAUGCCUUCAACGU
Selaginella moellendorffii is the source of this 1811-nucleotide messenger RNA. RefSeq lists its product as uncharacterized. NCBI's taxonomy places the organism in Eukaryota, Viridiplantae, Streptophyta, Lycopodiopsida, Selaginellales, Selaginellaceae. Bases 1 to 1209 code for a protein of 402 amino acids. The transcript is spliced from 8 exons. The record is from RefSeq and is a predicted model, not a curated record.